Molecule: messenger RNA, 1544 nt
Organism: Ceratotherium simum simum (southern white rhinoceros)
Lineage: Eukaryota; Metazoa; Chordata; Mammalia; Perissodactyla; Rhinocerotidae
Gene: NMNAT2
Product: nicotinamide nucleotide adenylyltransferase 2
Biological process (GO): NAD+ biosynthetic process
Cellular component (GO): Golgi apparatus
Molecular function (GO): nicotinate-nucleotide adenylyltransferase activity; nicotinamide-nucleotide adenylyltransferase activity
Source: RefSeq, a predicted model, not a curated record
GAAAGGGAUCCAGCAGAGCAAUACAAAAGCAGCCUCGGAUCUUGCCGGAGCUGCAAGCGUUAAGGAGAGGCGGGGAGUGACGCGGUUUGCGUCUAGAGCGGCUCCUUGGAGUCCACAGCAUCCACCGCCGGAGCCUCGCCUUCCUUUCUCCCUCUGCAGACAUAUCGAGACACAAAAAGAGGGGCGACUCCUGGACCAGGGCGAGGGACCCACCCACACCAUGACCGAGACCACCAAGACCCACGUUAUCUUGCUUGCCUGCGGCAGCUUCAAUCCCAUCACCAAAGGGCACAUUCAGAUGUUCGAAAGAGCCAGGGAUUAUCUGCACAAAACUGGAAGGUUUAUUGUGAUCGGUGGGAUUGUCUCUCCUGUCCAUGACUCCUAUGGAAAACAGGGCCUUGUGUCGAGCCGGCACCGUCUCAUCAUGUGUCAGCUGGCCGUCCAGAAUUCCGACUGGAUAAGGGUGGACCCAUGGGAGUGCUAUCAGGACACCUGGCAGACGACCUGCAGUGUGUUGGAGCACCAUCGGGACCUCAUGAAGCGGGUGACCGGCUGCAUCCUCUCCAAUGUCAACACACCAUCCAUGACGCCCGUGAUUGGACAGCCCCAGAAUGAGACCCCCCAACCCAUUUACCAGAACAACAACGUGCCCACCAAGCCCACUGCAGCCAAGAUCUUGGGGAAGGUGGGAGAAAGCCUCAGCCGGAUCUGCUGUGUCCGCCCGCCGGUGGAGCGCUUCACCUUUGUGGAUGAGAAUGCCAACCUGGGCACAGUCAUGCGGUACGAGGAGAUUGAGCUGCGGAUCUUGCUGCUGUGUGGCAGUGACCUGCUGGAGUCCUUCUGCAUCCCAGGGCUCUGGAAUGAGGCAGAUAUGGAGGUGAUUGUUGGGGACUUUGGGAUCGUGGUGGUGCCCCGGGAUGCAGCCGACACAGACCGAAUCAUGAAUCACUCCUCAAUACUCCGCAAAUACAAAAACAACAUCAUGGUGGUGAAGGAUGACAUCAACCAUCCCAUGUCUGUUGUCAGCUCAACCAAGAGCAGGCUGGCCCUGCAGCAUGGAGACGGCCAUGUCGUGGAUUACCUGUCCCAGCCGGUCAUCGACUACAUUCUCAAGAGCCAGCUGUACAUCAAUGCCUCGGGCUAGCGGCCACACAGCCCUCUGCUCCACUCUCCCCUCGUCCUCUGCCAACACACUGGCCCCUCCAGUCUCUGUCAGUCCCCGUUUCUCUCCUGCCUCUCUGUUUCUCCAUCUCCUCAUCUUGACUGUUCUCCCAACUUGCUGACUCAACCCCCCACAGUGUGGGGGACCUGCAGAGAACCAAGGCAUACCCUAUUCCGCAGUCAUCUUUGGACAAACUUUCCUCUAGUCUCCGGGUUGAGCGUGGGUGAGGGGAUAAGGGUGGGAGUUGGGGGAAGUGCAAUCCUUGGAGAUGUGCUGGUGUCCGUCUCCCAGCAUGCUCUAGAGAGCGGCUCUGGUGCCCAUCCUCCCAGCAUGCUCUGGGGAGGCGGCUCUGGCUCUCGCCUUCCCAGCAUGCCCUUUACCA